UCGGACUGACGCGUCUCCUUGACAACCGACGUCAUACGCUGCUUAAUCUGAUGUGUGAAAAUGGCGGAGGCUGCCGCGCGACACCGCUUCUUCUGUCACUGCUGUAAAGGUGAAAUCGAUCCAAAACUGCCGGAGUUUGUAUGUCCAAGAUGUGAAUCUGACUUCAUUGAAGAGGUGUCAGAGAAUUCCAGUCUUUUACAAAGCACUGAUGGCACGGAUGCAGCAGAUGUAGACAGUGAUGAAAUGAACUCACAGUUUGCAGAGCUGUGCCAGCUGUUGUUCAUGGAACAUUCAGCCCUCCUUUCUGACCCCACGGUCACAGAUGCCCUCCACAGCCGCUCUGGGGUCGAGGCUACAGUUGGUGAUCCUGCUCCUGGGACACUGGGACCUGUAGCCUCCGUGGAGACUUUAAGAGACUGCACUGAGCCGACACAACUCCCGCAAGAAAACAGCCAACAGAGAAACUCUAGACUGGAUCAGGAACAGGCUGUAGAGGGGAUGGUCCAGCAAUUCCUGGCUGGUCUUUUUACCAAUGCUGAAAGCACAGAUUCCCAAACAUCUUCAUGGUCGAGCAUGUUACACUCUAACCCUGGAGAUUAUGCUUGGGGACAAGGUGGUCUAGAUGUGGUCAUUACACAGUUGCUCGGCCAGUCUGAAUGUAGCGGUCCCCCUCCUGCUGAGAAAGAGAUGAUCUCAUCUCUUCCCACCAUUAGCAUCUCCACAGAACAGGCUGCAUGCCGAUUGGAAUGCCCUGUGUGUAGAGAGGCAUAUUCUGCAGGGGAAUCUGUCCUGCAGCUGCCCUGUCUGCACUGCUAUCACACCAACUGCAUUGUGCCUUGGCUACAACUGCAUGACACCUGUCCUGUCUGUCGCAAAAGUCUGGAUGGUGAAGACCGCGGUUUCCAGCCCACAUCUGCACCUCCAGGUCCAGUUCCCUCAUCACCGAACACAGAGGAACAAAGCACCUUUGAAACUCUUUAGCAGCUGUUAUUCUGAUCAAUCCAGGAUAAAAAGAAGCACAAACAGUCAAGCCAUGUGCACUAUUGCUUCCCGGAGCCCCCAAAGACCUACCUAUGAUGUGCUGCUUUUUUGAAAGACAUUUUAACGGAGACAAUAUCAAUAUCUGAAUCAAUAUCUCUCCGACCAUAUCUCCCUCUGUGUAUGUUAAUUAUAUCUGUAAAGUAAACUGUCCUACAUUUAGUUGCUUUCAAAUCUCUCCAAGAAUGUUUAUGGUCAAACAUUAACACAUUUUAUGCAAUCCCAACAUUAAUUCAUUCAAAUUGUAGUUGGAACAAACACAGGCACACACACUUUCAACAGAGCGUUCAAUGUUUUAAUACCCCCCAAAAAUGUGAGAUAUUUACUUUUCCUUACCUGUAAAUGUGGCAUCUGCCAUGCACAUGUCUUGGGCCUUUUGAAGGUAUCAUAUAAAUGUUUGAACAUAUACAGAUGAGCUUCUUUAUGAAACAUAUGCAACAUUGGCACCACUUUUUUGAUCGUGGGCAGUGCCUUCCUGAGAUUGUGUAAUGUCUCUAAUGUUUUGUUGAAUGUGGAUUGUUUGUUAUUGAUGCUAUUUAAGAAGGGAUCCAAGACGGGAAAUUCCUGUGGAGAUUUAAAUACUUUAUUAACCUGUUUGGAAGCUGACACUGUGUAGAUGUUUCACAGCUAUAUUUUGAUGCCCCUUUGGGUGCUUUAUGCUCAGGGUUUCCAGUCCUAAAUCAGUUACAAGACUGUUCAACUCAUGACAAGCCUUUUGUAUAAUAUGUGUGGCAUUUUAAACACAACCCGUUUUAUGAGGGAUUUGUGAAAAUUAAAUGUUUACAAGAAUAAAUAAAUAUUCACAAUAAAGGCAAUUAAUAAUAAAUAUAUAUUAUGUAAUGCACUUUGGAAAAAAUACAUUAAUAAAACAAUUUUA
Molecule: messenger RNA, 1915 nt
Organism: Paramisgurnus dabryanus
Lineage: Eukaryota; Metazoa; Chordata; Actinopteri; Cypriniformes; Cobitidae
Gene: rnf115b
Product: ring finger protein 115b
Biological process (GO): ubiquitin-dependent protein catabolic process
Cellular component (GO): nucleus
Molecular function (GO): ubiquitin protein ligase activity
Source: RefSeq, a predicted model, not a curated record